Molecule: messenger RNA, 5022 nt
Organism: Metarhizium album ARSEF 1941
Lineage: Eukaryota; Fungi; Ascomycota; Sordariomycetes; Hypocreales; Clavicipitaceae
Product: AMP-dependent synthetase/ligase
Exons: 3
Coding region: 1-5022 (1673 amino acids)
Biological process (GO): fatty acid metabolic process
Molecular function (GO): phosphopantetheine binding; medium-chain fatty acid-CoA ligase activity
Source: RefSeq, a predicted model, not a curated record
AUGGCCCAGCAAGCACCUCUCAAAGGACUGUCGGCCUUGGAGAACAUAUUCAACAUACCGUCACCAGAGGUUUCAAGUAGCGGCCCGUGCGGAAAUCAUGAAGGUUGCAGCAAACGGGACGAGAAGGGCAUGUUGUCAUCGAUUUCGGACAAGGUCGAGCACGCUGAGCGGUCCUUGCACUCCCUACACGCUCUGUUGACGGAGGCGCCGGGCCCAUGGCCCACGAUACCGCUUAUACGAUGUUACGCAAGACUGUCGAAGCUUAUACCUGAAGAAUUGAAGUCAAACCCCGACGGUGAGGUUGCAAAACUUAGACACACGAUAUCGACUAUUAUUAAGGGCUCAUACGAGUCUUUAUUGGAUUUCAUGUGUCGCGAUUCCCGUCCAGCGCUACGAACAACCAAUCCAAACGAAUUUAUUACACACAAGGGGUUGCAUGAUUUCGUGGCAACUUUCCCCCUGGCUGUCAGUCCUGCGGGACGGAAACUGGUUGUUGCUAUUGCCCUCACUAAUGGACCACUUCUCGCGGCGACAUGUAUCGCCGUCACCACCUAUCACACUGCUGCCCCGAUCAACCCAGCAGCUGGGCUAGAGCAAUUUCGAGCCGACGUCCUCAAUUCAGGUGCCAAGGCCAUAUUGACCAGCUCACAGGAGUACGAGAAACUACAGCUAAGAGACGACUGGGUCAGGCAUGAAAACAUAGAAGUCUACAUUGUAAAUUGGGAUCAUGGCGAUGACAUUCGCAUACUCGAUACUGCUGGACAUGUUUUGAACCUUGGAAGCCCACGGCCCUUGCCAAAUGCGCCCGAUGAUAUUGCCCUGGUUCUUUUUACCAGCGGUACAUCUGGAGCAAAGAAGGUAGUUCCAAUUACACUGCAUUCGAUCAUUGCCGGAGUGGUAUUUGUGAUGGAUUCCUGGGGUUUGAGCCCGGUGGACACGUGCCUGAAUAUGAUGCCUCUAUAUCAUGUUGGCGGAUUGGUAAGAAACAUAUUUGCGCCGGUGUUUUCUGGAGGAUGCACAGUCUGCUGUGCUGCGUUUGAUCCGAAUUUAUUCUGGGAUGUUGUGGAAUCGCUGGCGCCAACAUGGUACUAUGCGUCUCCUUCUAUGCACUCCGUCAUUCUUGCUCAGGCACUUGAACGACCGGGUUCGCUGAAAAAGAGCAAAAUACGACUCAUCUGCAAUGCUGCGGGAGGCCUUUUGCCGUCAUUGGCCAACCAGAUUCGAGAUACCUUUAACUGCAUUGUCCUACCAAGCUAUGGAAUGACAGAAUGUAUGCCAAUAUCAACACCACCGCUUCAGCACACUUAUAGCCGAGAAGGAUCGUCUGGUGUCAGUGCCGGGCCCGAGCUAACUGUGCUGGACUGGUCAGAACGCAAAGUCGGACCCGGGGCGGUUGGAAGGAUCUGCGUCCGAGGCGAACCUGUUUUCCCUGGCUAUUUGCGGCCCGACGGCUCGUUCGACAAAUCGUCGUUCAACCCUGACGGCUGGUUCGACACUGGCGAUCUAGGCUACAUGGAUAGCGAUGGCUAUCUUUACAUCACGGGGAGAAGCAAAGAGGUCAUAAAUCGCGGAGGAGAAAUAAUCUCGCCCUUCGAGGUUGAAAAUGCAAUCAUGUCUGCGUCGCUAUCGCCAACUUCCCCCAUCCAUGGCAAGGUCGGCCAAGUCAUGGCAUUCUCGGCACCCCAUGACGUGCUACAAGAGGUCGUCGCUGUGGUGCUUGUAACACCACCUGGCAAGACCAGAAUUGACUUGAAAAGACUGCAAAGCGCAUUGCGCUCCUCGUUGCAGCAAGUAAAGUGGCCGGCGCUAAUAAUCUACAUGGAUGAUCUGCCAAAGAAGAAUAAUAAGGUGCUACGAAUAAAGCUUGGGCAAAGGCUUGGCUUGCCAGAGAUUAGCGAAAAUACACCGUAUUUGCGAAGGCACUGGGAAGCAACCUGCCCUGCUCCUGACACGGCGUUGUCCGUGUCGAUCGCAUGUGCCCCCUGCAUUAUUGACCAGGAGGCAAUAUGCAAAUCUUUGGAUGCGGCAGUCUCGGCUGAUGGGAGAUAUCAUAUGCGCAGAGGAAGCAGCGGAUGUCUACCGGAGAUAUUCUGCGCUCCGGCGAAGCUGCUCUAUCCAGCACCUUCCAUGGCGUUCGCGGAAGAUCUAAAGGAGCGUCUUUGCGGCUCCGUUCAUAACUACAUGGUACCGGAAACAGUCCAUGUUCUAGAAGAGCCGUUUCCUACGGAUGAUGAAGGACAAGUGGAUGACGAGAAGCUCCAGGACAUGGUGGAUAGAUCGCUUGGAGCAUCCAUGGACAAGCUGACUGAGUCAACGGAGGGCAAGGUGGCCAAAGUGUUUGCAAAUAUGCUUUACUGCCACCCAGCUGAGCUGCCCCGAGACGUCGAAUUUUUCAACCUUGGUGGCGACUCUCUUCGUGCCGGCCGCGUUACUUCAGCUCUGAGAAGCGAAUUCGGCAUCCAGGUUCCUAUCAACAUCAUUUUCAAUUCUGGCUCUGUUCAAGCUAUUGCAGCCUAUGUGGACAAGAAUGCGCCAGCAAGAACAACUAGCGAGACCGAGGACGAGGUCAUUGGAUGUACAAAAACCAACAGCUCGACGAAUCCAUUCCUAAUGGCAAUUCAACUGAUCCCUCUCGUCGUAUUUUAUCCACUACGCAGGGCAUUCCAGUGGACCAUAUUCAUCGCGGCGCUCAGUGGUAUGCAGAGUUGGCCAACCAAUACAACGGUUCCCGGCCGGCUCCUCAAUCUCACGCUGAGCAUUCUGCUUUCGAGAAUCGUUGUCAGAAUUGUCCUUCCCUUCGCUGGUAUCCUCGCAAAGUGGACCAUUAUCGGCCGCUAUCGUGAAGGCCUCUACCCGAUGUGGGGGUCAUAUCAUACGAGAUGGUGGAUGGUUCAGAAGAUCGUCAGUAUCUCUGGCAAAGGAUGGUUCGGCUUGAAUGAUACGACGCAGACGUGGUACUGUAAGCUCAUGGGUGCGAGAAUCGGAAAGAAUGUGAAGCUUGCUGGAGCGUCACUGGGGGAAUGGGAUCUUCUAGAUAUCCGUGACCGUGCGGUAUUGAGUCACUGCAUAUGUCGACCCUUUGCAGCCGAAGGAAAUACAUCAAUGUAUCUUGGGAAAAUCACUAUCGGAGAGCGGUCUUCUGUCGGAGUUUCGUCCAUCGUUGCGGCCGGCACGGAAAUCCCGUCAAACACAUGUAUUGGACCAAACUCUUCAAGUUGGGAGCUGCAGGAUGCGGACGAAGGAAAUCGAUAUCUUUCACCAGAUGCGGCACCACAACCUCACUGGCUGCUGACAGUCUUUCUUACUUCACCCCUGCGGCUGAUCUCUUGGCUCUUGUCGCUCAUACCCUGGAUUGGAGGGUUGGUUGGCAUGGUUCUACAGCAGCCCAUGGUUGCCGGUACACCGAUUCGAAACAUCCUGGAUUGGUUCACCGAACCUAGACGUGUCGCAUACCACUAUCUCGCACUGUCUUUGAAGACUUUCUUCAGCCCCUUCAUUGUAUUCGCGUUCUCAGUAGCCGUCAAACUGGUUCUGGAUGCCGUAUUUGGUGAGCUCAGUCAGACAGGGCAUGGUCAUGGUGCCAUUUCGACUUGGCGAGCAAAUGUAAUGAAGAGCCUCCUGCCCGUGUCCCGACUACAUGACAUGACGGCAUUAUUUGGCUAUCACUACGAAGCCACGUCGAUUGCGCUGCGUAUGCUCGGGAGCAAGAUUGGAAAACGAGUUUACUGGCCGGGAACUGGACCUAGCAUUGGAGACUACCACCUCCUUGACGUCGGCGAUGACGUGGUAUUUGGCUCUCGAGCACACCUCAUAACAUCUGAUGGUGUGGGGUCUGACCCCAUCACAAUUAGAGACGGUGCUAUGAUUGCGGAUAGGGUCUGUCUCCUUCCUGGAGUAGAAGUUGGCGAGCGAACGACGAUGGGAUCUGGUUCUUUGACAGGCAGAAACAAGAAGUACGAAGCCGGCUCUACAUACGUAGGAUCGAAAGGCCGCGAUGCCGUAUGUCUAUCUGCUGGAAAUCAUGAGAAGCACAAACCUCGGCAAAGGAUUCGUCAUCUGAGCAGCGACGACACUUUGACUGCUGAUCGAAGCAUUUCAAAGGCCUUUACACGAAGGGAGCGCAUUAGCAGUGAAGCCACCUUGGCUGGAUCAAAGACAUGCUUGGAGCCUUUCCAGACUGGUAGUGAUACAGAUGACGACCUGCGCGUGCCCGAAACAAUCUCACCGUUUGGGAGAGCUUUCUGUCUGAAGCUGGCGCCGUAUCAUGUUUUUGGACCCGCCAUCAUCUUCUGUUACUCUUCAUUCAUGACCAUAUUUACUGCUUUCUACUGGAACAUACCGAAUAUCACCUCUGUUCAACUGGUAGAUCAUCUCAUGAAUCAGCUUAUUGCUCGAAAUAACAGCAUGCUCUAUGAAUCUGGAGUGCUGUUUGGGUUAUGUACACUGGUGUUUGCCAUACUAACAUCACUUCAAGCCGUUUUGGCACUGUGCAUAGUCAUAGCAUCAAAGUGGGUAUUGUUGGGUCGUCGACAACCCGGCAACUAUGACUGGGAUAAGUCCCCAUACUGCCAACGGUGGCAGCUCUUUCUAAGUAUUGAAAGGCUUCGCAAACACUGUUAUCGUGGUCAAGGUAUUCUCGGUCUCUUGACCGGCACUAACUGGAUUGUUUUGUACUUUCGAGCCCUAGGUGCUAAGAUUGGAAAUGACUGUGCCUUGUUUGCGAAUGGCUGCCCCAACUUGAUGUUCACUGAGCCGGAUCUAAUCACGCUUGGUGACAGAGUUGUCGUGGAUGAUGCAAGUGUCGUUGCUCAUAUAAAUACACGGGGUAAAUUCGAUCUUAAUCGCUUGGAGAUCGGAAAUAGAUGUGUUCUUAGAACUGGCAGCCGGCUGCUCAGCGGGGCAAAAAUGGAGGAAGAUAGCUGCCUGCUCGAGCACACGCUAAUUAUGGGCGGCGACACGGUCGAAAAUAAAUGGACAAUGCAGGGCUGGCCGGCAACUAAAUUUGACGGAGACAGGACAUAA